This is a messenger RNA of Ostreococcus tauri, 357 nucleotides long. RefSeq names its product Pre-mRNA-processing protein PRP40. Lineage: Eukaryota; Viridiplantae; Chlorophyta; Mamiellophyceae; Mamiellales; Bathycoccaceae. Bases 1 to 357 code for a protein of 118 amino acids. The record is from RefSeq and is a predicted model, not a curated record. Gene Ontology annotation, molecular function: protein binding. The transcript has a single exon.
AUGCGCGCUCACGGUAUUGCUCUCUUCGUCUUCGUUGUCUUCACAUCGACCUUAUCGACCACCGUCCAAUCCGCGAAGCAAGUCUUCUUUUAUAACGACGUGACCGGUGAGUCACGGUGGGACGAUCCAGACGGUUUGACGACGUAUAGCGAUGACGAGGGGAAGGAAUUCUGGGUCGAUCCGAAUACGGGUGAGUCCACGUACGAGCCUCGAACGAAGUGGAGCUCGCACGAUAGCGAGGACACGGGGGUGAAGUAUUUCUACAACGAAGAGACAAAGGAGAGUACGUGGGAUCGCCCAGAGGAGCUCGCAUGGCGAAGAAUCGAACAGGACGAUGACGACAACGAUAGUCUAUAG